AUGGCUAAAAUGAAUCUCAUGUCUCAGGGCAUUGCUUUAUCCCUCUCAUCUCAUGAAACGCUAAUUACGCAAUGCAGGGAAGAUGUUAAUUGUCUCCGUGUAGAAAACAAGACUCUCCAAGAUAAAGUCUGCCUGCUGGAACAACAAAUGCAUUCAAAUGCCACUACCUUAGUCCAAGAGAUAGCAUCGGAAUCUCAAGAACGCAUUACACGUGAAAAAAAUGUGCUGAUUAUGGGUCUUCCAGAAAGCUCCAAUCUGGAGGAAGAUAAAACACGCAUUAACUCUUUAAUAAAACUUACCAACCCGUCCUUAGAUCUGAAAUAUCUUAAAAUAAUGCGCCUUGGCAAGGAGAAAUCCCUUAAUAAAGAAAGGCCCAUUAAACUUGAACUUAACACAAAAGAGUCAGCUAUGCACCUAAUUAAAACACAAAAUCUGAUUAAACAAAACCAGCACUUUACUUCAGUUUCCAUAAAAUCUGAUCAAACUAAAAUACAACUUAACUACCUAAAAACACUUCAAGAAUAGCUGGAAUCUCGAAAAGAAAAACGAAGAAAUUAACAUUACAAUCAAAUACAUCAAGGGCUGUCCGAAAAUCGUACUCGUAGAUGACAAAAACGUCAAAAAAAGAAAUCGUGAUGAGCAGAUUUCACCAAGGGGAAACUACAAAGCUUCAAAAAACUAAUGCAAACUGUAUUCUGGAACUGCCAAGGCUUCAAAAACACAGAAGAACUAAUGGAAAACUUACCCCUCGAUUAUCUUGGAGUCCUCUGCUUGUCCGAAACAUGGCUUCAAAAAACCCCUACAAAC
Molecule: messenger RNA, 807 nt
Organism: Ceutorhynchus assimilis (cabbage seed weevil)
Lineage: Eukaryota; Metazoa; Arthropoda; Insecta; Coleoptera; Curculionidae
Source: the annotation of a GenBank genome assembly